Messenger RNA from Aureobasidium namibiae CBS 147.97, 879 nucleotides. RefSeq lists its product as uncharacterized. Gene Ontology annotation, biological process: proton transmembrane transport; potassium ion transport. The record is from RefSeq and is a predicted model, not a curated record. Gene Ontology annotation, cellular component: mitochondrial inner membrane. Bases 1 to 879 code for a protein of 292 amino acids. The transcript is spliced from 2 exons. NCBI's taxonomy places the organism in Eukaryota, Fungi, Ascomycota, Dothideomycetes, Dothideales, Saccotheciaceae.
AUGCGUCUGUUCCUCCUUCCCAUCUCAACGCGGCGCACCCUUGUCUACUGCGAUCGCGUCGCAACCCAAGUCAACGCCAGCGGAAAACUGUCAUACCACGACCGCAUCGUCAACAAGGCCAAUGAGACGUGGGCAUCCUGGGAAAACUCGCCCAACAAGUACAAGAAGAAGCUCACCGACUACGGCAACGUCAUCUUCAACCGCAUAUCCUACGAGGAAUGGGGUCUCAAGACAUUGCCCUCAUCGACUGCAGACCUCACACCAACCGAAAUCCUCUUUCCCGGCCGCUUUCUGGACCAGAAAAAAGUUCCGGAUAUUCUGAGAAAACUCGCCACCGAGAGACAGGGCUUGCACAAGCAGAGGUUUUGGGGCAGUUUGAUUGGCCUGCCUUUUACCAUUCCUGUUGGACUUCUCCCUGUCAUCCCAAAUAUCCCCGGCCUUUACCUUGGCUUCCGUGCGUGGUCGCAUUUCAAAGCAUUGUACGGCUCUAAAUACCUUGAAGCUCUAAUCAACAGCAAAGAGCCCUUGAUCACCAUGUCUCCAUCGAAAGCCUUGGAUGAUCUUUACGCCGCAGGCUUGAUACAUCCUUCUCGAGAACACUCAAGACAAGCCAGCCUGCCUUCAGAAAACGAAUCUCAACAAGUUGCCGAUCUUAUCACUCGACAGACAAAUAACAAUGCCUCUGACGUUAUGCUCCUCAAGCGAUGGAACGGCAAGUUGCUUGCGGAGCAAUUCAAUCUUCCCGGCAUGGAGCUCGAGAUCGAAAGAGCUGUCGAGCAGGUCCAGAAGAACAUCGAUGCCGAGUCCGCAGCGUUGGACGAGAAGGAGAAGAACAACACGACGAUAGUAAAGCAUACGCUUUCGGACGAGAAAAAGUAA